AUAUCAUAUUUGCCAUAGUGUUUUCCACUUCCGUUGCCAACAUGGCUUUUACUUUAUAUUCUCUUUUAGAAGCCACGUUACUUUGUCUUAAUGCGAUCUGUAUCCUCCAUGAGGAAAGAUUUCUUUCCAAAAUUGGUUGGGGUACAGCAGAACAAAGAGGUUUCGGUGAACAACCAGGCAUAAAAGCGCAACUAAUUAACCUUGUGAGAGCAAUACGAACAGUGAUGAAAAUUCCACUGAUUGGCUUAAAUAUACUCACAAUCGUUGUUAAGUUACUAUUCGGUUAAGGACUCUUUAACCUGUGGCAAGUUCAUUCAGCUUUAUCAUGCAGAAGGAAACAAACACUACAGCUUCUUCAAAGACCAUUGCAUUCAACAACAGCUGCAUCAGUAACGGUAAAGCAAUGACGAACUAUCUACUAACUUCUCGUUGACAUCCUAUAUAAAAGAAAAAUUUCUUCAGUCGUAGAAGUGAUACAUAUAUAACUAUAUAUAUAUAUAUAUAUACACACACACUUAUAUAUAUGUAUAUUUUCCACUGCAUGGUGCUUCAAUGUUUUACUGUUUCUGUUAACAAUAAUAAUGUGUAAGGGCCAUUUUAUUGUGUUGCAAUAAGAUUAUUAGUGUAUAUUAAUUUUGUUUUAAUUCUGUGUUUUUUACAAAAAUGCAUUGCAUUAUUUUCAUUUCCAAAGAACACAUAAAGAAAAAUACCAAACAAUAAUGUUAUUUUUUUUUUUAAAUUCUUAAUUUUUUUUUUUUUUUGUACUCUCUCUCCAGAAACUUUCAUAAAAUAUAUUCUUAUGGCUUAUCCACUAACAACGAAAUUAUUUGUUAUUUUCAGCAAUAUUUACUGAUAAAAUUAUUAUUUUGGAUUUGAAUUUUUAUAUAUUUUCCAAAAUAUUUACUUAUUAACUAGUUUGUUAUCUCUGCAUCCCUGCAUGCAUACAUAUAAUGGCUUCACUUUUAAGUUAAGUUAAAACUAUUUGUCUUCAAACUUCCUGAAAUGACCUCCUUCUGUUGCGCUCUGGUCUCUUUCUGCCACAGCUUCUGCUCUUCUAAACUUGAAGCAAUACCAACUAUGUGUGCUCACCUCUCUCUGUCCUUCUUAUAUCUAUCAUUGAUUUAAUCAUCAAACCCUUUACUAAAUAGACAGUGGCUAAUUCAUGCCCCAGGUCUCUCUGAAACAUUCUUCUUGCAAUGGUCUCCCUUCCAACUAGUUUAAUGAAAUUGAACAUCACCAAACUCAAGGACCCUAAAGGUGUCUUAAAAAGGUUAGGGGCACAGCACUACAUGCUUCCUCCAGACACCAUAUAAACAGACUAAAGGCAUUAAAUUCUUUGAAUAAUUUAGUCUCUUUUGGGUGGUAAGUUUACUAAAUACAUACAAACAUGUAUCUAUGUACAUAUAGUCACACACAGACACAUAAAUAUUUACAUACACACAUUUAUACACACACACGUAUAUUUAUAUAUAAAUAGUGAGUUCAAAUCUUACAACAGCUAUAGUGUUCUCUCCAGGGUGGCAGACAGCUCUCUGCCUUGGUUUAUUUUCCUACUUCAGAGAUAAGUUGUUAGUGGUAGAAAAAAACAACAACAUUCAGCCAUAAAAACAAUUUGUCUAAAAACUAAAAGGUAAAACAUGAUGUUUCCAAGGUAAAAAUAAUGGAUGUAAAAUAAAUCUGUUUAUAUUAAAUAA
Molecule: messenger RNA, 1694 nt
Organism: Octopus bimaculoides (California two-spot octopus)
Lineage: Eukaryota; Metazoa; Mollusca; Cephalopoda; Octopoda; Octopodidae
Product: immediate early response 3-interacting protein 1
Biological process (GO): endoplasmic reticulum to Golgi vesicle-mediated transport
Cellular component (GO): Golgi membrane; COPII-coated ER to Golgi transport vesicle; endoplasmic reticulum membrane
Source: RefSeq, a predicted model, not a curated record